CCCUCCCCUAUAACAAGGGAGGGAGGCUGAACUAAUCGAGGAGCUGUUGGGAAUCCCUUGUGAUGUGGGGAAGAUUGAGGAGCAACCACGUAGGUGUUCAAUUGUGGACUCUGUCUGUUGAUCGCAACGUUGUGCACUGCUUGCAGUGCCACAAACCCCACGACCAUCUCUCUGUUCAUCUGGCCAGGGUGUGCAUGAAGAACUGCACACCUGAGGAAAGAGCAGCUGAAGUUCAGAGAGCCAAAGCUUCAAGCAGAGAGUGGGUCUGCAACAACAGGAGCUGGGACUUCAACCAGCUCUGUGUGCUCCUGCCUGACAGACGCUCUCGGGUCACCAUGGUCAAGGAGCUUCUUAGACGUGGUUUUUUCAUCACGAACCAGCCCCGGGACUCUGAGUCUGAGGGUGACCUGGAAGAAGAAGCUGCUGUUGCUGGUCCGUCUGAUCUUCCUCAAACCCGGGUCGUUAAAAGGUGGGCUCCUGCCAUAACAGACUGCCAGAAGAUUUUGCGAGUGGCAAAGUCAGACGUGCUCAGGAUCCAGAGGGACGUCCAGGUGGGCAGAGAGCUCUCCAGCACCCACAAGACGCUGUACCGUUACUACUGCGAGGCGCUGUUGGUGUUUGUCCACAUGCAGCGUCCACGAGCUGUGGAAGCCUUGACUGAUUCAGAGUGGGUGAACAGGACCGAGCUGGGUGACAGGGUUGUGAUUGGCGUACAAAGGGGCACAACCUCGAGUAUGCAGAUCGCUCUGACCCAAGAAGAGCAAGCUUGCUUGGAGCUGUACUUCACCACCAUCAGGCCUGAGAGCGUUCAGUCUGAAAAGCUUUGCAAGACCUUCUUUGUCUCGUCGUCCGGCGUGGAUGUUCACAGUGUCUCACGGGACAUGAAUCGGUUCCAUAAAUUGUACAAGCUGGCUCCUUUCUCUUCCCAGUGUGUGCGAGGGGCUGUUGAGGCGGCUGCAGAAAAGCUCCCGGUGCAACAACAGGGAGCAUUGCAGCAUUACCUGGGCCUCAGCGCUGGUGCAUUUCAGCCUCAGGAUGUCGUCGACGCAGCUCUGCUGCUUGAGUCAUUGUCCAGGACUUCCGUGGAUGAGACAUCUUUGACCUCCAGCGGUACAGCACAGAAGGACUUUAUUGAGUUUGUGGCCAGAUUUCCUGUUUCCAUCGAGGGUCAGCCACCAUCCAAGAAGAAGCGGGUCGAAUCUGGUUUUCCAGAUGACCGCGUUUUUUAUGACAAGUGGAGGAUCACCCAGUAUGCCCAGAGACAGGAAUAUCUGCUGUCACAUUUCACAGUCCGCAAGCCUUCGGCUGCAAAGGUGGCACGGCUUAUCAUGCAGGAGGGCUGGAAGGUCAACUGUCCUAAGCCAGAGGACAUCGAACGGCUGUGGGUGCCACCUUCGAAGGUAGCAGUUGAAGAUGACAAGUUCAUCCUCAGCUGUGUUUCUCAGCAGACCUGGUCAGGCCUGGCCAUCAAAGACUUCGGUGCCAAGCAAGGUUUAGGAGUCGUUGCGACCCGGCAGUUCUCCAUGCACGACAUUGUCUGUGACUACCAUGGCAGGGUCAUCUCAGGUGCUGAAGGGAGGGCCAAGAUGGAAGGACUGAAUGACCGGGUACCUGUUUUUCUUCAAGGCUGGACAGAGAGACCUGUGCGUGGAUGCCCAGACCUUCCCCUGUGAGUGCCACCCUGCUACAGACACUGUGGGCAGGCGGAUUAAUCACUCUAUGAGGGCGCCUAACCUGAAGCCCUUUCACUGCAGGCUGCGUGUGAAUGG
Misgurnus anguillicaudatus (oriental weatherfish) is the source of this 1769-nucleotide messenger RNA. The record is from RefSeq and is a predicted model, not a curated record. Lineage: Eukaryota; Metazoa; Chordata; Actinopteri; Cypriniformes; Cobitidae.